UUGGGGUAUAUUGGGAGUUGUGUACUUGCUCGAAGGUGGGAGCGAAACAAGCUGGUAGUGCGAUAUUCAUCCUCCAGCUCUGGGCAUGGGAGCAUCUUUCAAUGUUCUCACCUCAAGACCCGCGUCCAUUCUAGAGAUAAAAUAAGGACCUUUGAGAUGUGCCAAAUGCCCCCUAUGAUGUCAAGUGGAUCGGAGCAAAUACAAACGACCACCAACGUGGGC
Molecule: messenger RNA, 222 nt
Organism: Linum tenue
Lineage: Eukaryota; Viridiplantae; Streptophyta; Magnoliopsida; Malpighiales; Linaceae
Source: the annotation of a GenBank genome assembly